Drosophila mojavensis is the source of this 597-nucleotide messenger RNA. RefSeq names its product extensin. NCBI's taxonomy places the organism in Eukaryota, Metazoa, Arthropoda, Insecta, Diptera, Drosophilidae. The record is from RefSeq and is a predicted model, not a curated record. The transcript has a single exon. Bases 1 to 597 code for a protein of 198 amino acids.
AUGAGCUUGAAAUUUCAUUUGUGCCUUCUGCUGUCACUUUGCUGCGGCUUGGCUUUGGCCAAGGAUGGCGCUGACUCGCUGAACUUGCAACUGGAAGAGGACAGUGUUGAGGAGCAGGAUACGGUCGAUGAUGUUUCGAGCACCGAGCUUGAGGGAUUCAACGCAAUUGACGCAUCACCACUUGGUGAAGGGCGGCAGGCUUUCCCUUACCCGUAUCCCGGAUAUCCGUACUAUCCGUAUUACCCGUAUUAUCCGUAUCCCGUACCAGUCCUGCCUACACCACAACCCACAAAUCCAACGGAUCCGAAUAACCCGACACCAACGCCAUUACCUAUACCGAUCAUACCACCACCGCCACCACCACCAUUUCCAUAUCCAGGUUUUGGUCGUCCUGGCUUUCCUGGCUCACAUCCUCCUUACGGCUAUCCCCACCACGGCUAUCCACACCACGGCCAUCCAAAUCAUGGCUAUCCACAUCAUGAUCAUCACCAUGACCAUCCGACCCACAAGCCAACUCCACGUCCCACAAAGCCCACCUCCACACAUACAUCCAAAAUCUGCAAGAAGGUUUUGCAUUUGGGCAUUGUCUGCUUCUAA